GUGACGCGGGUGGAAGAGACCGACUGACCGACACCGGCGGACCGGAGCGAGACAGUCAGGUAUUUAUAACGGACAAAUGUGUUACGUAACGUUACAGGUUUAUAUGGGCUUUUAAAGAGGAUCUGGAGUACUCGGUUAGUGUUCUUCGACGUGUACCAUACUAUUUAUAUGUUAGUGCGGCCUUGGAGAGCGAAGAGGGGCGACAAGUCACCGAUCACCGACGCUUUCUCUCCGCUGUUGUAGCCAGGACUGAAGAUGGCAGAUGAUCCGAGCGCGGCGGACAGAAAUGUGGAGAUCUGGAAGAUCAAGAAACUCAUCAAGAGUCUGGAAGCGGCGAGAGGUAAUGGGACCAGCAUGAUCUCGCUCAUCAUUCCUCCUAAAGAUCAGAUCUCCAGAGUGGCCAAGAUGUUAGCGGAUGAGUUUGGUACAGCGUCAAACAUCAAGAGUCGAGUGAACCGGCUGUCAGUGCUGGGAGCCAUUACUUCAGUCCAGCAGAGACUCAAACUCUACAACAAAGUGCCCCAUAACGGUCUGGUGGUUUACUGCGGCACCAUUGUGACAGAAGAAGGCAAAGAGAAGAAAGUCAACAUUGACUUUGAGCCAUUCAAACCCAUCAACACCUCUCUGUACCUCUGUGAUAACAAGUUCCACACCGAGGCUCUGACGGCGUUAUUGUCAGACGACAGUAAGUUUGGAUUCAUAGUCAUCGAUGGUAGUGGAGCUCUGUUCGGGACUCUACAGGGAAACACCAGAGAAGUGCUGCACAAAUUCACUGUGGACCUGCCCAAAAAACACGGAAGAGGAGGUCAGUCUGCGUUGCGUUUCGCUCGGUUAAGGAUGGAGAAGAGACAUAAUUACGUGAGGAAGGUGGCAGAGACGGCCGUGCAGCUCUUCGUGUCCAACGAUAAAGUCAACGUGGUCGGACUGGUGCUGGCCGGAUCCGCAGAUUUCAAAACAGAGCUCAGCCAAUCAGACAUGUUCGACCCGAGGUUACAGGCGAAAGUGUUGAAGCUGGUCGACAUCUCUUACGGAGGAGAAAACGGCUUCAAUCAGGCCAUCGAACUGUCCGCUGAGGUCCUGUCCAACGUCAAAUUCAUACAGGAGAAAAAAUUAAUAGGGCGAUACUUCGAUGAGAUCAGUCAGGACACAGGGAAGUAUUGUUUCGGUGUGGAGGACACACUGAAGGCGCUGGAAAUGGGAGCCGCUGAAAUUCUCAUUGUUUAUGAAAACUUUGAGACGAUGAGAUAUGUCCUGAGAUUGCACGGCGCGGAGGUCAACGGCUCGGAGAACGAUGAGAAAGUCAUUUAUUUGUCCCCUGAACAAGAGAAGGACAAAUCGCACUUCAUAGAUAAAGAGACGGGUCAGGAACACGAGCUCAUCGAGUGCAUGCCGCUGCUGGAGUGGUUCGCCAACAGCUAUAAGAAGUUUGGAGCGACUCUGGAGAUCGUGACGGAUAAAAGUCAGGAGGGAUCGCAGUUCGUCAAGGGUUUCGGAGGAAUCGGAGGUAUUUUGCGGUACCGAGUGGAUUUCCAGGGGUUGGAAUACCAGGGAGAAGAUGAGGAGUUUUUUGAUUUGGAAGACUACUAGGUAGUCGAGUCUGAGCUAGAGAGAAAUCGAUGAAGAUUUGAGGAAUCAUGGGGGAAAAAAUAGUUCUUUCUUACCAAAUACUCAAAACACACAGUUUGAGAAGAGUGUCAUUUGUCAGUCAAUUGAAGGACAGAACCGUUAAUGAAUAAUUAAACAGCCUGGCUUUUAGAGUGUUCUGAUUGGACAGGAUUCAUUUGUUUAUUCUCUUCCCCGUUUGAAUUAAAGUCGCAGGAACCUUCUGACUGUUUGGACUCAAUUUGAAAUGUUUAUUUUUAUUUUUAUCCUCUGUUCCCUGUUCUUCUUAUCCCAACUUUUUAUACCAUAAAUCCACAACUAGUUUUCUUCCUUUAUUUUUAUUUUUUAUUAUUAUUGGCAAUUGCUGCUGCUGUAUUUUGACAGUGUGGUAUUUUUACAUGGGUUUCUGUAAUGAAUAGGGGGAAAACAAAAUAAAUUCUAAAGUAAGCUA
Molecule: messenger RNA, 2053 nt
Organism: Sinocyclocheilus rhinocerous
Lineage: Eukaryota; Metazoa; Chordata; Actinopteri; Cypriniformes; Cyprinidae
Product: eukaryotic peptide chain release factor subunit 1-like
Exons: 11
Coding region: 256-1587 (443 amino acids)
Biological process (GO): translational termination
Molecular function (GO): translation release factor activity
Source: RefSeq, a predicted model, not a curated record